Messenger RNA from Chelonia mydas (Green sea turtle), 3773 nucleotides. It is a transcript of the gene FBXO22, whose product is annotated as F-box protein 22. Gene Ontology annotation, biological process: positive regulation of proteasomal ubiquitin-dependent protein catabolic process; regulation of skeletal muscle fiber development; protein polyubiquitination. Gene Ontology annotation, molecular function: protein binding. Bases 32 to 940 code for a protein of 302 amino acids. Lineage: Eukaryota; Metazoa; Chordata; Testudines; Cheloniidae. The transcript is spliced from 7 exons. The record is from RefSeq and is a predicted model, not a curated record.
GAGGCGGAGACCGGAAGUGGGCGCCGUGCGGAUGACGUACUCGGAGUGCGUCGCGGCUAGGGGCUUUCGGCUCCCCGCCUGCUUCUUGGUGCGGCAGGCAGACGCGUGGGUGGCGGUUGCCAUGGAGUCGGACGGCAAAGGGGCGUACGUGCUGAGUAACCUGGCUGAGGUGGUGGAGCGGAUCCUUAGCUUCUUGCCCACCAAGGCAUUACUGCGAGCAGCCUGUGUUUGCCGGUUAUGGAGAGAAUGUGCCCGUAGAUUACUGAGAACACAGCAGAGCAUAGCAUGGGUCUCUGCACUUGAGUCUGGUCCAUCUGAUAGUCAUUCACUGGUCCAUGCAUUAGCUGAAGAACUUGAGAAUGUGCAUGUGCUGCCACAAACAGUGCUCUACAUAGCAGAUGCAGAGACUUUCAGUGGAUAUGAAGAGUGUCACGGACAAAAGAGAGCAAGGAAAAGAAAUAGUAAAGAAACAGCAACUGCACUAGAAAAGCUGUUGCCAAAACGGUGCCAAGUUCUGGGACUGGUCACUCCUGGAAUUGUAGUUACUCCAAUGGGCUCAAGCAGCAAUCGACCUCAAGAAAUCGAAGAUGGUGAAGCUGGCUUUGUUUUAUUGUUCCCUAAAAUUGAUGGUGUGAAAAUCCAUACCUUCCACUUUUUUAAAGACUUGAAGAAUAGAGUUUUUGAUGAAAGCAAAUUCACUGAAGCAGGUCUUAAAAAUAAUCCAGAGCUCCGUGUGGUUCUUCUAUUUGUCUACAAUUCCUGGAAGCCAGGAGCUAAUCGGUUUCUUCAUCAGAUAAUCAAUCCUUUAAAUGAAAAAAGUAUCAUCUUGGCUGGGGGGCAUGUGGAGAGCUUGACGUCACUGAGCUCUGAGAAACAUGUCAUCUCGUCCUCGACACACAGCAGAAUGGAGAUCAGUUUGGUGAAAAAAGGAAAGAAGUGAACACUUCAAAGGCACAAGGCCUGCAGGCCAAAAGUGGUGUUUAUGACUUCUGGUUUAUAGGAAGCAAAUAUGAUCCUGCUUCUACACACGUUGAAUAUGAUCAGAACGUUCUUAAAUGUUUGUUUUACACUGCUGUAAAAUGAAUAGCCUACGUCUUCCAGAUGAGAAUACCAUUACGUAAAAGGUAAUGGAAAAAUGAAGUGAUUAUGAUGCAUAGCCAAAUAAAUGUUAUAUAUAUAAAAUCACACAGGAAAAAGCAUUGAAAUGACAGCUAUCCUGUUUUUAGAGCUAAUGGCCCAUAUUUUCAUACUUUCAUAACUGAUUGGCUCUGGUGUUCCCUCUGUGAAGCUUCCAUUUGACACUUUCUAGUUUGACAUAAUGCACUUCAGCAGAGGAAAUGUGGCUCCAGAAUUUAAGAUGCAUGGGAAAAGUACGAAACUUUUAAAGUUAUUGCAAAAUGCAUUCUAUUAUUUGUUACAAAAAAUACUUUGAAGUUUUCCCUUGGGCAUUCAACCCCCCAUUCAAGGAAAGUACUUAAGCAAAGUCCAUGCCUGUUCAGGACAGUUCUUAAGCCUGGCUUAAAUUCUAUUGAUUUUAGUUGGUCUUCAGCACUUGCUUAAGUGUUGUCCUGAAUAGGAAUGUUUUCCAGAAUCAGGGACUCAAAUAUUAAGAUGCAUAUUCCUGCCCUUCCAAGUGCAAUGGCAACUCUUGCUUGUUUUUACAAUAUAUUUGAAACAUUUUUUUUAAAUAGUGUUGGGUGUUAUAUGUAGGUAUAGUGCAUGGAGUAUUCAUGUUAUGUUAGUUUUCCCUCAAAAAGCCCAGCUGGCAUAAGGCUUAAUUGGGGAAUAAGGAAUCCUCUCAUUAUCCCUUGUGUCUUCUUAUAGUGGACCUUUGGAAGAAAGCAAGAAUAACCUGAUGAAGAUAAAGAGACCACAAAUCAUAUGAUACUAAAUCUUCACAAUUGCAUCAUCUAAAAGGCAUUUCAAUUAAAACCUGUAGGAACAGUAAAUCUGCUUUUUUGUCAUUUUCUGUGCUGGCAGAUUCCUUUUGCUCCAGGUUAAUAUUGAAAUAAGCUUUAUUUUAACAGAUGAAGACUCUGGGUCUGGUGAGUCAUGCCCUCUUUGGGGAGCGGAGAGCAAUAUACUAGGAUCCUGUAAAUGAUUAAACCACAGUCUGACUUUCAGGUACAGCAAAGGUGCCUGGUGAGACUGAACCUCAACUACGAAUUUUGGAAAAUCAGGUGAUUAAAAACGUUCAUUUUCUCAUUUACUUUUCAGGUAAAAAUGAAGCUCUGCUGUAUAUCAAAUGGGAUCUUGGAAUUCACUGACGUCCUUCCAAGAAAAAAAGGGUAAUACUCUGUUCGUGUACUGUUUCAUUUUUUCAUCAUAUUUUAUCUCCACUUUUGGAAGAGACAGAAGUUUUCUAUUUCUACCAUAAGUCAAUAUAUUGAUUUUUUUAGUCUUCAUUUAAGCCUAAGAAGGGCUAUUUCUGACACAUCUCCAAACUCCUCCAAAUAUGAAGCAUUAAUGGCCAAGUCAGAGAGCUUUGAAAAAAAAAUUUUGUUUCCAAAAUAAAAUAUUUGUCAUCCCAUUUAAGUCAAUAGGACUACUCAGAUGAGUACAUUUACACAUGUGCAGAAGUUUGCCCAGCACCUGGCCCAAUCUGAAUAGCCGCAAGGUAGUGAAUGUGUGUAGGUACAUGCUUUAUGUAAAACUUCUUUGCUGCAGUAGCACCAUCUAUCAGAGAGUCUCCAAGUGCUUUACAAGCUAAAUAAAUGUAAUCAAUGUCCCGGUCAGUUGAUAUUUUUUUCAUGAGUGUUUCUAGGGAAGAAAACUUUGGCUGGCACAUUGACAGUGCAUCUAUACUCAGUAAAAAAAGGUGGUAGAUUUUGCUUUCUUAGUAUUCCUAGUGUGGACAAGGGAGGUGUACUUUUUGCAAGUGUUAGCAGGACCAGGUAAACCCUAGAUCGUGAUUUCCAUGAAUCUAUUCUUUGUUUGAAAUUAUUCACUGAAAUUGUUACAAGAAUGUGGUUCAGCCAGUGGGUGGCUCACAAAUACAAGUAGCAACUGCACUCACUGGAGCUAUGAAAUUUGAGCUGUUUUGUUUGGACCUAGGUCAUGUGGUAUGUUACUGUCCCCUGAGCACAACUGUCAGUCAGACCUAGUCUGCAUUUGAUAAAUGAUGCUGUUUAGGUACACAUCGGAUCAGCUUUGAACAGCCCUCACUUCUGGCUGUCCAGUUUGGAAAUAUACUCCCCAGCUGGCUGCUCAGAGGUGUACCCUCUAUGCAACAGGGCAAGCUGGAUCUAAAUUAUGUGGCUCUGUUGCUGGAUUCUGUGGCACAAUAGAAGUUUUCAUGGCCAUUUAAGUUUAAAUAAUGAUGGUUUGUAAUGAAAUACAGAAAUAAGACCAAUUAGUACAGGAACACUCAUGUUUAUUUUGAUAUUGAAUUUUAUUUGUUAUGCUGUCCCCACAUUUUCAGCUUUUAUUAAAUAGUGGAUUUUUGUAUUGACAACAUGUAACCGCAGUGUAGAAGCUGGAGGUUUCGGAAGCUGCAUAGGGGACGGUUAGAAGCUUUGUUUUUGAGGAGGAGGUGGAAGUCAGUUUCAGAUUAUGAGAGAAAGCACAUUAGCUGGAUGUUUCUGCUAGAAUUAUCCAUCGUGAAACAGCUGACAUAGGGGUGGGCUUUUUCAAAAACACUUCAGUGAUUUAGGAGCAUAAAUUCCAUUCCUAAAUCACUUAAGCACUUCUGAAAUAUCCCACCCUAGAAGUGCUAUAAUUGGGGUGUUAACUGAAACCUAUUGAGAUGAAAGGACAGUUCACACUUCUUGGUA